Molecule: messenger RNA, 3289 nt
Organism: Anopheles funestus (African malaria mosquito)
Lineage: Eukaryota; Metazoa; Arthropoda; Insecta; Diptera; Culicidae
Product: putative mediator of RNA polymerase II transcription subunit 12
Exons: 4
Coding region: 340-2850 (836 amino acids)
Biological process (GO): regulation of DNA-templated transcription
Cellular component (GO): NuA4 histone acetyltransferase complex
Source: RefSeq, a predicted model, not a curated record
GGAUGUGGCUUCCGCAGACCAACUUCCACUAUAUUAUCGUAUAUUUUCGUUGCGUUCUUUUGAUAAAUUAUUUAAUACAUAUGAUAUUUGAGGAAAAUAUAAACUUUCCAUCCGUAAAUUUCCUCAUUUUUACGUUGUACAUUGACAGCUGAACUGAAACUGACCUGACUGAACGAAAGAACUGUCAUCUACCGUCAUCGGAAGGGAAACGGAAAAAGAAAAGUGAAAAAGCAUUCAGCACAUUUGCUAAACGCAGUUAUUUCAUUGUAAUUUCGGUAAAGUUUGUUCAGAAUUGCACUGUGCUGGUAAAUAGAACGCGGCUAAGAGAACGGCCACGAUAUGCUAUACCUCGAAGAUUAUUUAGAGAUGAUCGAGCAUUUGCCGCAAGAAUUGCGUGACAGAUUUACUGAGAUGCGUGAGAUGGAUCUAAGCGUCCAAAACAAUACGGAUGCGCUAGAUAAACGUGUGCGCAUGCUGUUCCAGCAAUGUCGCCGUGGAGAAAUUUCAUCUCCGACGGCUGACGUCGAAUUUGAUUCGAUUCGCAACAAUUACUACCGAGUGCUGGACGAUUCGGAUGAAAAGAUUCAGCUGGCUGGACAGAUGUACGAUCUAGUGGAACGUUAUCUGCGACGUCUCGAUACCGAGCUAGACAAAUUCAAGUGUGAGCUGGAAGCCGACCAUAACGGCAUUACGGAGAUACUGGAGAAGCGUUCUCUUGAGCUGGACAGCAUGACGAGCAACGGAGGUACGAACCAGAAGGAAAAUCGGUUCUACGACACACAAAACUCGCACGGAUCGAGUCAUGCCAGUCGCUCGGACAGUCGCUACAAGCUGAAAGCUGAAAAACGGCGUUACAGCGUGGCUACGGGCGUACCGAUGUCGUCGAUGGAGAAACGGACUUUGGCUGGAUCAUCAAAGCCGCUCAACAAUAGUAACAUCCGUCCCAACACUCCCGCUGGCCUGACUCCGGGAGGAGCUGUAGUUGGCACCGUCCUUGCUGGUGUGGCUGGCGUCGGAGGUAUUGGAACGGUUGCUAGUCCCAUCAACACCGUCGCCUGUCCCCAAGCAGUACCGGUGAUGAAUGCGUCUCAAAGUACGGCUACCGUCGCCGCUACCUACAAUCUGCAGACGUGCGGUGCUGGAAACGCGAUCGUGGCUGCUGCCAGCCAGGCCAUAGCACAGACGCAACAGAUGCAACAGGGACGUCGGACGGCGAGCUUGAAGGCAUCAUAUGAAGCUAUCGGUGGUGUUGGAUCGCACGAGCUACUGCUCAACAGCGAGUUAGCCGGUGCGACGCAUAACGCGUUGCAAGCUGUCGAACGGGAGUCGACAGCGUUUUCCAAUCAGCGUCGUCAGAAAAAGAAAACUGUUGGUACGUCACUAGGAUGUGGUAAUUUGCGUACAAAUUCUACGAUGUUGGUAAAUGCAUCAUCUAUAGCUUCUAUUUUGUCCUCACCCUCGCCGAACGUUCAAACACUUUCUAGCUCGCCUUCAAUUUCGUUAUCGUCUGUUCAAGUAAAUUCAACACCGGUACAACAACAUUCGAACCAGCAACAGCAGCAGCAGCAGCAACAACAACAGCAGCAGCAGCAACCACAACAAUCGUCUUUUAUACAACAGCAUUCACUUAAUCAUCAAAUUCCAGUCCAAUCUCAGCAGUUGCUUAUUCAUGCUAAUACUCCCGUUACAUUGCAACAUCAGCUGCAGCCUGUUAUGCAGCAAAUUUCUCUAACGCAAAAUCAAACCCAAACAUGUGUAAAGCAGCAGCUGAUACCUGCACAACAGCAGCAUCAAAUCAUCAAUCAAUCGCACAAACCUGUUCAACUCGUGUCGGCCCAGCAUCGGAUGCCGCGCCACCUGCAGCCGCAACAAUUACAGCAAUCAAUGCAAACCCAACAUCUUCAGCAACAGCAGCAACUACAGCGACCGCAGCUACUACAGCAGCAAUCCCAGCUGCACACCGUUCCUCACCAACAGCUGCUACAAGCCCAGUCACAGCAGAAGCAACAGCAACUACAACAACUGAAGUCGGUACAGCACACGUCGUUCCAACAUCAAGCACAGCCGCCACAGCAGCAGCAUCUUGUCCAGCAACAGGUAGUGCAGCAUAUACAACAGCUACCGGUGCAGCAACAGCAUCAGCUGUUGGAUCACCAACACAAAGAUAUGCAGUUACAGCAAACGAUGCAGCAGCAGCUGUCUCAACAGCAGCAAUUGUCACAACAGCAGCAGUCGCAACAGGUGUUGCAACAACAGCCGCAACAGGUGCUACAACAGCAACGGCAGCUUAUUUUGCAACAGCAGCCUCAGUUGCAGGUUGCCCAGCAGCAGCUGCUACAACAGCAGCAACAGCAGAUGCAGUUGCAAAAUAAGCAGCAGCAGCAGCAGCAGCAGCUGUUGCAGCAACACGCUGGACAGCAGACUGUACAAGUCCUUCCACAAUCGCUACAUCAGCAGCAGCUGCAACAACAGCAACCGCCAUUUUUAACCAGCGUCACACAACCGACCACUAGCGCUACAGUCGUUAACGUAUCCUCCUUCAUGAACACACUUAUUUCGACCAAUCCCACACCGAGCACUAGUAACGCUAGCAACAACAGUACCAGCAGUACCGAACCGGCGGUUAAUCUCGACCAGACGGCGGAAGGCGAAUGGUUCGAUCCGAACGAACCACGGUAUUGUCUCUGCAACCAAGUUUCCUACGGUGACAUGGUUGCAUGUGAUAAUGAAGAUUGUCCGUUCGAGUGGUUCCAUUAUCCUUGCGUUAAUAUUAGCUCGUCUCCGAAGGGAAAGUGGUACUGUCCGCAAUGCAGUAGUUCCAUGAAGCGACGUGCAUCGAGGAAAAACUAAUGACUCUAACUAAUGCGGAUCGGAUGGAUAGCGUUAGUUAGUCGUAAUGGUGGUGCGAAGCAGUGAACAAUUGCAGCUGUUAGCUUUAAAUUCGCUGUAUGCUAAGCUAAACCGAUCGCGUGCAUAGCGAUAGUGCAGUGGGCAAUUGCUGCUGUUAGAUUUAAAUUUGCUGUAUACUAAGCAAAAUCAGUGUGUGAUUGGAUUUAAGAUUGAACAAUCGAUAUUACUAACAUUUGCAGCUAAUGUAAAAUUUGAAAUUAACAAUUAAUUUUUUAUUUCAGGUAGAUCGUUCUUUUGGUGAAAUAGGGAUAACUAAGGUAUGGACGUGCAUUUGAGUGUUGUUUUGUUGUUAUGAAAUAUUUUCUUUUUAAACUACAGAAUAUAAUACUAACGGUGAGGGUGAUGAGCUGAAGAAUGAAAAGAAGCACUUAGAAACUUA